AAGCUGCAAGCCAAGUUGCCCCGCGUCGCCGAACGCGACCUUGUGGGCUGCCGAUCCACACUGCAAGGUCCAAAGUGCCUUGAGAUGGGCAGCUGGAGAAAUCCUUAUGCCUCAACACCAGGCGGAGCAUAUUCUGGCUACUCCGCAUUACCAUAUGCGUCCAACGGAAACGGCCAUGCUGGCCUCACCGUCAAGGAAGCCUGCGAUGCUGCAGGUCGUGGAGAGACCAGCGGUGAAUGUGUUGCGGACCAUGAGAUCAGUGUGAUGGGACCUGAUGACAGGCCAGUGCAGCCGGUGAAGGUUAGCUCGUUUCAAGAGAUUCGAGAGUUUCCUCCAGAGAUCCAAGACCAAUUUAGGCGCGCAGGCUUUCCUGGUCCGUCACAAAUCCAGGCGUACACCUGGCCCCUUGCUUUGCAGGGCAAGGAUGUGAUUGGGAUUGCAGCAACAGGGAGUGGCAAGACUCUUGCCUUCUUGCUGCCUGCAUUUUGCGAGAUGAGAAGAAAAGGUCACAACCCAGAUAGAUAUGGACCUGGUCUUCUUGUUAUGUCUCCCACCAGAGAGCUUGCGCAGCAGACAGAAGCAGAGGCCCAACGAUUUGGAGCAUCCAUAGGUUUCAAUGUCGUGGCUAUGUAUGGCGGCUCUCCAAAGAAUGAGCAAAUCAGGAAGUAUCGAUACGGUGUUCACAGCAUCGUGGCGUGCCCGGGCCGUUUGAAUGACUUCCUGGAGGGUGGGCAAGUGCGCUUGGAUGCUGUCUCCUGCUUGGUGCUGGACGAAGCCGAUCGCAUGCUGGACAUGGGUUUUGAGCCACAGAUUCGCAAGAUUCUUGCCAGGAUUCCGCGCAAUCGUCACACCAUGUUCUUCACUGCCACAUGGCCGAGGGAGGUGCGAUCCCUUGCCGCUGACAUCCUGUACCAUCCGUACAAGGUAAUGAUUGGCAACCGUGAUGAGUUGAAAGGCAACCAGGACAUCAUCCAGCAGGUGAGGUUUGUGGACGGCUAUAGCAAGGAACGCGCAAUUGUAGAUCUGCUGAAGGAGGCUGGACUUAUGGACCGGCACAGCAAUGGCAAGGCCUUAAUUUUUGCCGGGACAAAGCGAGAGUGUGAGCGGCUCUCUAGCAGCCUCUACAGAGCAGGAGUCCCAUGCUCUUCGAUUCAUGGUGACAAGGACCAGCGGCAACGAGAUGAAGCCUUGAGCGGCUUGAAGUCUGGACACAUCAAGGUGUUGGUGGCAACCGACGUUGCAGCGCGAGGUCUUGACAUCAAGGGAGUCGGUCUUGUGGUUAACUAUGACGCUGCCAACAACACGGAGGACUAUGUGCAUCGCAUUGGCCGAACAGGGCGUGCAGGAUGUAAAGGUUUUGCAGUUACAUUUUUGGACAGAAGGCAAGAUGGGGGAAAAGCAAAGGGCAUCAUGGAGGUGAUGCAGCGGACAAACCAGGAGGUGCCUUCCGAAUUGAUGGAUAUGGCACGAUCAGGCGGCAACGACCGAGGCAGAUGGGGUGGCCGUGGAGGAGGCGGUCGAGGCGGCGGAGGUGGUGGUGGUGGUGGCGGUGGUUGGGGUGGUAACAGAGGACGCAGCCGCAGUCCUCGACGAUGGUAGAGCUAUGGUGAGUGCCGUGGACGCUUUUCGCUGGAUUUUACAUCGGGGACUGAGUGCUUCUUGCAAGUGCAGCCAGACCUUCCA
Molecule: messenger RNA, 1683 nt
Organism: Effrenium voratum
Lineage: Eukaryota; Dinophyceae; Suessiales; Symbiodiniaceae
Source: the annotation of a GenBank genome assembly